This is a messenger RNA of Camellia sinensis, 918 nucleotides long. Lineage: Eukaryota; Viridiplantae; Streptophyta; Magnoliopsida; Ericales; Theaceae. The record is from RefSeq and is a predicted model, not a curated record.
AUGUCGAUGACCCCAAUUUUAAUUGUUGAGAUUUUUCAUGUUUGGGACAUUGACUUUAUGGGUUCCUUCCCACCAUCAUUUGACUUUGAAUAUAUAUUGGUGGCUAUGGACUAUAUCUCCAAGUGGGUGAAGGAAGUGGCAACCAAAACAAAUAACCACAAGGUUGUGGUUAAAUUCCUCCAUGAGACCAUUUUUUGCCGUUUUGUGUUCCCGCGUGCCAUAAUUAGUGACGAUGGCAAACAUUUUUGCAACCUAUUCUUUGAGGCAUUGGUGCGCAAAUAUAUUAUCACUCACAAAAUUGGCACUCCCUACCAUCCCCAGACUAGUGGUCAAGUAGAGGUUUCUAAUAGGGAGGUUAAACACAUCCUCAAGAAAACUGUGAGGCCCAAUAGGAAAUAUUGGUCCACUACGUUGGUAAAUGCACUUUGGGCCUAUCGCACUACAUAUAAGACACCCAUCGGGAUGUCUUCAUAUAGGAUUGUGUUUGGAAAAUCGUGCCAUCUCCCUGUUGAGUUAGAACAUCGGGCUUUGUGGGCCAUUAGGAAGUUUAAUUUUGAUAUGGCCAAAGCUGGUGACCACCGGAAACUCCAACUUAAUGACUUAGAGGAGCUCCGCAACGAUGCAUAUGAGAGCUCCAAAAUUUACAAGGCUAGGACUAAGGCAUUUCAUGAUAAACACAUUUCUGGUAAGUCCUUUGAGCCUUGCCAAAAAGUGUGGUUGUUCAAUGCCAAAUUGCGGUUGUUCCUGGGUAAACUCCAGUCUCGAUGGGAUGGCCCAUAUGAGGUUAUAGAAGUCUUUCCACAAGAUGGUACGACCUUCAAGGUCAAUGACCAAAGAUUGAAACACUAUGUGGAUGGUAUUGAAAAAGGGGAGAUGAUUGAGGUUGUCCAUUUGACGGACCCAAUAUAUCUUCCAUAG